This is a messenger RNA of Rhizophagus irregularis DAOM 181602=DAOM 197198, 1330 nucleotides long. Lineage: Eukaryota; Fungi; Glomeromycota; Glomeromycetes; Glomerales; Glomeraceae. The record is from RefSeq and is a predicted model, not a curated record.
GAGAAGAAUAAAAAACUUGCUUUAGAGCUUCUUUAUCACAGUAUCGAUGCAAUUCCUGUUAAACGCAAAAUAUGCCUGGAUCCAAGCGAUAAAGACUGUACGAUCGAAAACCUUGAACGUGACGCACAUAUCAUUCUCAGUCCCUGCGAUGACACUUUCUCUGAAUUUACCAUCAAGAUGCCUUUCUUUUUUGUCUGCUUAUACAAUGACAAAUUAAAAAUCGUGGAAUUCAGUCUUGAAGAGACAUUUCGGGUGCAAAACACUAUGCAUUGGCAAGAUUGGGAACUUUUUGUGGCACAAUACGAGGCAUUCCGCACCAACUUGCUAAUGGAACGUGGAAAACGUACGGUACAUCUGGUGGAGUUAUAUCAUGGUGUCUUUGGGACUGUAUCGACCAAGAAUAUUGAGGUUAGGCUGAAGAAACUUUCUGUCUGCCAAGCACAAGAGCAAUUUCCAUGUUUAAAAUUAACAGAAAAAGGUACCGCAAAGUCCAUUCCCUGGGAGGAAGGCGAAGUUGUGGUUGUCAAUGGUGCGUCUGCUGAAUGGGGAGAUUCAUUCAGAGUUUUGCAAACAGUUCAAGGUGAUCGUCUCUUUAGUAUUCACCAAGCCAAAUAUGACUAUAACUCGGCCACAUACACUUUAAACAAUCUUCUCAAAGAACACAUUAAGAAUUAUGUUACUUCUAUUAAUACUAAAAAAGAGCUUUUCGAUAAACUUGCUAAGCACCGUCACAUAACGAUUGUUUUCACAACACAGCCAUUUUAUGAAACAGUUUCAUGUGACGAAUGCUUUAUUAUUUCGCGUAGUAAUUUUGAACAAUACUUUGGUCCUGUAUUUUCUUCUCGUGCUACAUUUGCCUUGACAAAAAACAUCAACCCAACUUUUCAGAAUCACAAGGGGUUGGUGAUGUCACUGCUGAAGAGAUUAUUAGAAAUCGACCAUAUAAAAGUGAGGAUGACUUCUUUAAAAAGCAUGGUCGGGCUAAACGAGGCGUGGAGAAGAAUGAGCAUGAGAAUCCCGAAAAGAAAAUCAAACUUGACUUCUACCCAUUUAAUGUGUAAAAAAUAAGUUAAUUCCGCGCUUAACAUGGAUAUUUUUAUCAAUUAUCAAUGUACAAUCUACAAUAACAAAUAUAAUAUCAAUAAUAGCUGUAUACCGAUUCUAUAAUUAUUAUUUUAUUUUAAUAAAGCUUAAUGCAUUACUUUUUCUAAUGGUUAAUUAUAUUCCACAGUAAAAAAUUUAAAAAAUUAAUUCGUGAUUAGUUUAAGAGCCGGAGAAAGAUUUUUAUAUUUCAGAAUCUGGAUCGACUUGAGUGAUAGACAUCUUGGUA